CACUCUCAACCAAGUUUUGCCAGCUAUUCUCAAUUUUCUCACUUCCCGUUUCCCAACCAAACUAGUUAACCCCUCCUUCCUCACCCCUACCAGGCUACCACCCUCUUCAAACCCUCUACUUUAAAACCCUCCCUGGCUCCCUCACAGUGACGCUCACAUCAUUCUUGUUCAUGCAUUCCAUCAAACAUAUGACCUACACAAGGAUUCACUCGCCCGUCAUUGAAGAGAAACCAGAGCCCACCGAAUCCAAACCGACCCACCGCUUUGAAUCCCAACCAUCUUCCAAACUGGGCUCCAAGAACAAGAAGCGAGCUUGUCAAAGCGAACCGGACACCCAGUUUCGAGGGGUCCGAAAAAGGAGCUGGGGCCGCUAUGUCUCGGAGAUACGGUUGCCCGGUACAAAAACCCGUGUGUGGCUAGGGUCAUUCGGGUCGGCCGAGAUGGCAGCCCGGGCCCACGACUCGGCCGCCUUGUUCUUAAAGGGCAACUCGGCGUGCCUCAACUUCCCCGAUUUGGCCGAGUCGUUGCCUCGGCCCGAGUCGUCCUCCAGGAGAGAUAUACAAUCCGCGGCUGCCAAAGCUGCUCUUCUUGAGCUUGCGGAUAACCGGUCCGGGUUAGGCGCAGCUGGGCAAUGUGUUGAACCGGACUUUUGGUGCGUGUUCGAUGAUGGAUUUGGUAUUGAUUUGGGAUCGAUCACGUCGAUUGAAGAAGUCAAAGAAGCUCCCCUUCUGAGUCCACUGAGUUUUGAAGGCUCAUCCACUGUAGAACUGGGUGAUCAGCUGCUGGAAGAUGAUGAGCUUUUUUUGGAAUCCGGCUUCCAUAUGUAAAAAUUUUAUUAAAAAAAAAAAAAAAAAAAUGUAUAUUGUAGUUGCAUAUUAUGGAGAAACUCCUAAUUAGAAAGUUGGAGAGUUUUAUAUAUUUUGAAAGAUUAUAUGAAAAGCAAACGGCAUCAGCAUGUGUGUUUGAAGGAUUGCAAAAAUAAUAAUGGUAGUAGAUAGACAGAGAAGCAUGUUGUUAAGGCUAUUUGUACUUUGAAAUGAGUCCAAAAGAGUAUACGAUGUGCCAGAGCCAUGCGGUAAUCACUCUUUUACUCGUUCAACGACUGUUUCCUUUCUUCCAAUAUAUUGAAUUUUAAAGCUAUAGAGCCAAAAAGCUGUCACUCGUGUAAGCUUUCGAAGGCUCUAGUCUGGUAGUCUAUGGACUCC
Corylus avellana is the source of this 1205-nucleotide messenger RNA. Its product is annotated as ethylene-responsive transcription factor ERF022. The record is from RefSeq and is a predicted model, not a curated record. Lineage: Eukaryota; Viridiplantae; Streptophyta; Magnoliopsida; Fagales; Betulaceae. Gene Ontology annotation, biological process: regulation of DNA-templated transcription. Gene Ontology annotation, molecular function: DNA binding; DNA-binding transcription factor activity.